Messenger RNA from Apis florea (little honeybee), 1936 nucleotides. RefSeq names its product Heparan sulfate 3-O sulfotransferase-A (gene Hs3st-A). Gene Ontology annotation, molecular function: [heparan sulfate]-glucosamine 3-sulfotransferase activity. The record is from RefSeq and is a predicted model, not a curated record. Lineage: Eukaryota; Metazoa; Arthropoda; Insecta; Hymenoptera; Apidae.
AGUAGGGGAAGAAGUAGCGAGGGUUUACGGUGGAGCAGAUAGGUGUCGCGUAGCGAUGGAGGGGGUAACGGGUGCGUGCGAGCGCACGAGCCCGCCAGUUCUUCGGUGAGGCUCGAAGAGGUCAGGUUAACUCUCGUCACUAUUCCGCUCGGUGGAACGCGAAUCGCUCUCAACUCGUGUACACACAAGUGCACGCACGGUUCUUCUAUUUCGACUUGUCACAUUGAUAACGCUCUUUGUUUGUAUCGUGAAUAGCUAUGAAAUACGGUCGAGACGCGUAAACACUGUUUUCGUUACGUCGCGUGUUCGGUGCUGAUCUCGUCGAGUACAAGGGCGAGUCGUCGUCUUCUCUCGUCGUUGUUAUUCUGCCUGGGCUGUUUCUUUCGGGCCGAGUGGUGCAAAUAGGUGAUUUUAUGAAUUCGAGAUCAGAAGUUCACCGCCAUUUGGAGGAUCGUUAUUAGAAUCUUGGAGAGUUAAGCAGCCACUGUAUGUUCGUCCGCGGCCUAGUGACCUGACCUUGGGUCGGCCCGACCAGGAGCCUUGCCAAACCGAAGGAAGCUAAGCUCGCGAGGCUGGGUCCGGGUAAAAUUCGUAUUUCUGAAUAUAAAAAUCAGCUUGCAUGGACCUUGACUACCCGGCCUUAAUGCGAGGACUGCAGGCAAUCAGUGCACCGAGAAAGGAAUCUUUAAGAAUGUGAAGAAACAAAGGAACGCAAAUGCCCAACCAGGCACGGCCUCGUCGAGAGUGGUCUCCCCAGUCCCCUAUACAUGUAUUGUGGAUGGCCCGCUCUGCCAUGAGGCCGGCCGAGGGCGACACAACGGACUGCAUCCUUGUUGUUGGUAUAUCGAGACCGAAAAUGGCCGCCGCCUUUCUAACCGUCGUCCUUCUCUCCCUCUUCCUCACCUUCCACAUCCUGUACGACAGCGCGGUGUACAGUCUUCACGCGGCCUCGGCCGUGGAGGGGCGCGCGGUCGAGCUGGUGUCCCAGGUCCGCGCCACGCCCCCCCUCCUCUUCUCCAGCAAGGUCCAUUUCCCGCGCACCAGCCGCCAUCUACCUCAGGCGAUCAUAAUCGGGGUGAGGAAGUGCGGGACCAGGGCCCUCCUCGAGAUGCUGUUCCUCCAUCCCCAGAUACAGAAGGCGGCCGGCGAGGUCCACUUCUUCGACCGGGACGACAAUUACGGGAAGGGGCUCGAGUGGUAUCGAAGGAAGAUGCCUUAUUCGUUCAGGGGCCAGAUCACCAUCGAGAAGAGUCCCAGUUACUUCGUCACGCCGGAGGUACCGGAAAGAAUUCGAGCGAUGAACGCGAGCGUGAAGCUGUUGCUGAUAGUGCGGGAGCCAGUGACCAGGGCGAUAUCCGAUUACACCCAGCUUCGAACUCACGCGGCUACCGCAUCGACGAUGACGAAUGGCACGCCUCGAACCGUGCAACAACAGCAGCAACAACAGCAACAGCAGCAGCAGCAACAACAAUUGGCGCGUAGCUUCGAGGAAUUAGUGAUACGGGCGGACGGUAGCAUCAACGAGUCGUACAGGCCGGUUGCCAUCUCCUUGUACCACACGUAUAUGCACAGGUGGCUCGAGGUGUUCUCCAGAGAUCAGAUCCUGAUAGUGAACGGCGACCAGCUGAUCGAGGACCCGGUUCCCCAGUUGCGCAGGAUCGAGAACUUCCUAGGACUGGAGCCGCGGAUAGGCAGGCACAACUUUUACUUCAACCACACGAAAGGUUUCUACUGCCUUCGGAACGAGACGUCGGAGAAGUGUUUGAAGGAGAGCAAGGGAAGGCGGCACCCCCGAGUCAGCCCCGUGGUGGUGACCAAGCUGAGGAGGUUCUUCAACGAGCACAAUCAACGAUUCUACGAGCUCGUGGGGGAGGACCUCGGCUGGCCCGAGGAAUAACCAUCGUAGAGAUGGUGGGCUCGAUACUUGUAUCGUAUC